Messenger RNA from Exophiala spinifera, 1401 nucleotides. RefSeq lists its product as uncharacterized. The record is from RefSeq and is a predicted model, not a curated record. The transcript has 3 exons. Lineage: Eukaryota; Fungi; Ascomycota; Eurotiomycetes; Chaetothyriales; Herpotrichiellaceae. Bases 1 to 1401 code for a protein of 466 amino acids.
AUGCGCGACCAGACUGUCCGCCUUCAGCGCAAGCCAUUCUUUACUGUGCCGACAGCUCGAUUGGGCCGUGACAGCUCCGCGUCAAUGUCCACGAAUGCUCAACCUUCAACGCGGCGCAGGGUCAAGCGCAGAAGGGUCAACACCACAGACACGAUCGAAGUUGCACGAGGCUCGGCUCCGCCAGAUCCCAAUAGGCAAGCCUACAAUGCUGCAACGGCCCUUCAGGCGGCCACUUCCUCUCCUUCACUUCCCAAUAUGAUCCCUGUUUCCCGACCUCCAGAGGCUCCAUUCUACCCCGGAGCCAUUGAGAUGUGGGUUGUACGUGAUGCAAAUGGGCAAAAGCGGUUGGUAUCAGAAAGGGUCCCUGGAUACCGACAUUGGCGCAUUGGAGACCCCAAUAUGUCCACGUGUUUCGAGUGCAACAAGGGCGGCAACUUAGUUGGAUGUCGCACCUGCAAGAGAUCAUACCAUAUUGCUUGUUUGAAAGAAAGGGCGUCGGAAGAACUGGUUUUCAGAAGAAGGUUUCAUUGUCCACUCUGCAUCGAGCGGGGCUGGGAUGAACAACCUCCUCCUGAAAUACUACCUCUCACAGCUCCCUCGUCCCGUUCAGGAAGUCCGGACCCGCCCAGUCGUCAAGUGGUUUCUCGCCGAGUGUCUGGUGCAGGAGACGAACCGACAAAUAUGCCGCGCCUUGGCCGUGGUGAUGGCGGUGGCGAUGGCGAGAUGCAGAAUGACCCCAAUCAGCCUUAUCGACCCUCACACCCUGCACAGGCUGAGGAAAGGAACCAAGACCACGAAUCGGAUUUCUUCAAUCCUGAACAAGAUUCGACGCCAACUGCGUCAGAUGCACACCCUAUAAUUCCACAACCCAUCAGGGUUUCCCACCCCUCCUGGGCCCCGAGCUUGCCAGCAACUUCGUCGACCCAUCCAUCUCGACGGCACGAGUGGCAUGAGUCCGCAUUUCCAGAGACCUCAGACGACCCAGACGGCGUGAAAUUGCCUGCGUCUAAGAGGAGAACAAAGCGGUCAAGAUAUCAGACGAUGGAGAGCGACGUAGAUCUGGCGCUCACGACGAUCUAUCGCGAGAUAGAACGAGUCCAGGAGCUAAGGCUCGAGAUCAGAACUUUGCAAGAUGAGUUGAAGAUUUCCAAUCAAGAACGCCAGAUGCUGCAAGGUCGCGUGGCUCUCGAACGCUCAACCAGAGGCGAAAGUAUCGCACAGAGGGAUGCUGAAAUAGAAUCCCUGAAGAAGCAGCUAGACGCCAUGACCAGGGCUCACAACGCCGUUGUGCACGAGAACAAGCUUCUCGCUCAGCGCAUUGAGGACAAUACUACGACACAAGCUAAGCUAGAAGAGAUGCAGGCUUUGAAGAUCGGACUCCGCCGGUUGCUCGGUGACUGA